Oryza sativa Japonica Group (Japanese rice) is the source of this 2396-nucleotide messenger RNA. RefSeq names its product protein ACCELERATED CELL DEATH 6. Gene Ontology annotation, cellular component: plasma membrane. NCBI's taxonomy places the organism in Eukaryota, Viridiplantae, Streptophyta, Magnoliopsida, Poales, Poaceae. Gene Ontology annotation, molecular function: protein binding. The record is from RefSeq and is a predicted model, not a curated record.
CAGUGUGGAGGUUGUUUCUUUCAACGGUGCUAGGCCUAGCUGGCGUACGGGGUAACUCAAUAUCGGGUGCCUGCACUGCUAUCGCCCUAAACGAUCUCCCUCUCCAGAGCACGAUUGGCGUGGUGUCGCGAUGGAUUCCCCUGUGAUUAUGGAUCCGCAGCUGCUGAUGGCUGCACGAUCUGGUGCGUGCAAGGCGCUUGAGAAUCUUCUCGUCAACCAUGAGGAGGCGGCUGCUGAAUCCCAUCUCGUCAUCCGCAUGCCGGAGGAGGGAGCUUCAAAUACUAGUAGUACUAGUAGUGAUCUAGCUCAACAAGGUCAACCUGCAAAUCGUCCAGCAGCAGCGUCGCCUCUCCUGGAAGGGUUGACUCUUGAUUCGGACCAGGAUUCGGCCCUCCAUGUGGUGGCCACCUCCGGCGACGGCGAGCAGUACGUGCAGUGCGCGGAGAUGAUCCACGGCAGGGCGAGGCACCUGCUAGGCGCGACCAACAACAGAGGCGACACGCCUCUGCACUGCGCCGCCAGAGCCGGGCACCAUGCCAUGGUCUGCCGUCUCAUCUCGUUGGCCGCGCACGAGGGCGGCGCCGCCAACGGACGGAUCCUGAGCACCAGGAACAAGCUCGGGGAGACGGCGCUACACGGCGCGAUCCGCGGCGGCAACAGGAUGGUGGUGGAGAGGCUCGUGUCGGAGGAUCCGGAGCUGGCCAGGAUUCCGGAGGAUCGUGGCAUCGGCGCCUCGCCGCUGUACCUCGCCGUUUCGCUGGGGCGCUUGGAGAUUGCACGGGACCUGCUUGAUAGAAGUCCUACAACAUUGUCAUACUCUGGGCCUGAAGGCCAAAACGUGCUGCAUAUCUCGGUAUACCGCGGCGAAGCGCUGUCUAUACUGUUAGACAAGUGCAAGGAUGUUAAGGUCAACAUUGAUCAGGGAGGCCGGUAUAGGAGUAUGCCUGUUCUCUUACACCUUACUAGUCAAGGCGACAAAAAUGGGAGCACUCCGCUUCACUUCGCUGCAUCGCUGAAAACUAGUACCACAGGUUUGUCAAGAUGGUCUGAAUAUUUCCAUCCGAAACCAAGUCCAACCACGCUGCUGCUUGAUGCCAAUGAAUCUGCUAUGUACCAACCGGAUAACGGAGGAUCAUAUCCUAUACAUGUUGCUGCCUCCAAUGGGACGCUCAAGGCUGUCAUAACCUUGCUCGGAAGGUCCCCUGGCUGCAUCGCAUUGCGGAACAUGCAAGGAAAGACUUUCCUCCACGUUGCUGUGGAGAAGAAGAGGCAUAGUAUUGUUGCAUUUGUGUGCAAAAGGCCCGAACUUGCAUCUGUGUUAAAUGUGCAGGACAACCAGGGGGAUACCGCGCUGCACCUUGCUGUCAAAGCUGGACUUGUCUCAAUUUUCAACCUCUUGUUUCGGAAUAGGGAGGUGAGCUUGAAUUUACCAAACAAAGACGGGCUGACACCUCGUGAUCUUUCAUGGAUUAUGAUUCCUGCAAGAUUCUACUAUAAAAAGAAUUCACGAGGUAUGAUACACCAAUCAUUAGCACUUGCCAGAGCUCCAGUUGGUCACAGUCGCCAGGACCACUUCUAUGAGAAGCAUUCAAAGAGGAGGGAUGAAGAAAUCGAUUCAGAGUACUUGACGAACGCAACUUCAGUUCUCGGCAUUUCAUCUGUUCUGAUUGCAACGGUGACAUUUGCAGCAGCUUUCACGUUACCUGGGGGAUACAGAGCAGACGACCACGCGAACGGCGGGACACCGACGCUUGCUGGGAGCUACUCCUUCAACGCAUUCAUCACCGCAAACACGCUAGCAUUCAGUUGCUCUCUGCUAGCUACCGUCAGCCUGCUCUACUCUGGGAUGCCGUCGCGGGAGAUCUCCAUCCGCUACGUAUACCAGUCCCUAUCGUUGGUCAUGAUGCGGAGCUCAGCUACAAGCCUGGUCGCCGCCUUCGCCUUGGGCAUGUACGUCGUGCUAGCUCCCGUUGCUCUCACCAUGGCAAAGUCUGUCUGCGCCAUCACUUUUCUCUCCUUCUUGUCUGCAUGUAUGGAGGUCCGGAGGCCCCUUAUCGUGGCAAACUCGGUGCGUAUUAGAGUUGGAAUCUGGGCAGCGAGGUAUCAAGCAGCGCCAGUCCUAAAAUUCAUCGGGAAAAGAUUCUGGUCCUAUGUAAUUAUCUUUGGCUUGCCGGCGGUGUUGAAGAUUCGUGGAACCCAAUGACUUUGUGUAAUUAUCUUAUCUGCUAAUAAGAUUAUCUUUCGCCGGGCUCUGCCUCUGUUAAUGAGACUAGAUGAGAUAAAGGCAUUUUUGCAAAAUAGAAGCAUAUGCAAGAUACAAUAUGUCCAAAACAUUGUAUUCACAUGUUAAACAAAAUAUAUAAUGGGCUGAGGGAAAAAGUUGCAGCAAUCAUCAA